UCUUCUUCUUCUUGUUCUUGUUCUUGCACCUCCCGCCAAAACCAACACUUUUCGAUUGGGUUUUUUCUCAAACACUCUGUUUGCAUAUGAUGACUUUCCUACGCGAUUACGACAGGCUUCAAUCCUUCGCCGUCAUCCUCAUCUACAUUCAGAUAGGGUGCACGUUGAUUGGAUCUCUGGGAGCAUUGUACAACGGGGUUUUGCUGAUUAAUCUGGGGAUAGCGUUGUUCGCAUUGGUGGCCAUAGAGAGUCGCAAUCAGAAACUUUCGCGUACCUAUGCUGUUCUCCUCUGCUGUGCUCUCCCUCUGGAUGUUUCUUGGUUCAUCCUAUUCACUCACGAUAUUUGGAACAUUUCUUCUGAGGAUUAUGGGAUAUUCGUUAUCUUAUCAUUAAAACUCGCUCUGGCAAUGCAAAUCAUUGGGUUUACUGUAAGGUUGUCGUCCUCAUUGUUAUGGAUUCAGAUUUACAGACUGGGGGUUUCAUAUGUAGACACUACAGGUUAUAGAGAAGCAGAUUAUGAUUUAAGAAAUAGUUUUCUGAGUCCUGCAACUCCUGCUGUAGUUAGACAACCCUCAAAUUCUGAUUACAUUUUGGGAGGCUCUAUCUCUGAUCCUGCUUAUUACUCGUCCCUCUUUGAAGGUCAAGAAAAUAGAUGUUCACAUGGGAGUUGGGCUAAGUUUGAACCUUCAAAAACAACUGUUAAAAGGAUUCCUUUGCAAGAACACCACAAUGCAAGCAUGGAUGGGUCAUCCUUUCGAGUGGAUCAGCAGCAUUUUAACCCUCACAUGCUGGAUGUUUCAGCAACUGAGCGCCCACUGGUUCACACAACCCCUUCAACCUAUUCAUCUCAAGACAAAGGUGAGCCAAACAAAGCAUUCAGGAUACAUCUACAAAACGAACCUCUAAGAACCCAAUUCAAUUCACACAGGAGAAUGAGCUUCCAGCACCAUCAAGUAGUAAAGAAACUACGCUUACUUCCACAAUUGGAACUACUAAGGAUAAGGCUUCAACUACAAAAGGUUCACUUUUUGAAUCUGGAGAAAAUAAUGACAUUCCAUUCUCUUCCACAUUUGAUGUUUCUGCAGUGCCCACCCUGAGUGGAAAAUUUCAGUUUAACGUUCCUGCUAGUACAAGUGAGCCUGGUGAAAAUGUGCUAGUUUCUUCUACAUCUUUGGUACUUUCAGCUCCAUCAUC
Quercus lobata is the source of this 1194-nucleotide messenger RNA. RefSeq lists its product as uncharacterized. Bases 87 to 1097 code for a protein of 336 amino acids. Lineage: Eukaryota; Viridiplantae; Streptophyta; Magnoliopsida; Fagales; Fagaceae. The transcript is spliced from 5 exons. The record is from RefSeq and is a predicted model, not a curated record.